Messenger RNA from Fusarium redolens, 1968 nucleotides. RefSeq lists its product as uncharacterized. The record is from RefSeq and is a predicted model, not a curated record. The coding region runs from base 1 to 1968 and encodes 655 amino acids. NCBI's taxonomy places the organism in Eukaryota, Fungi, Ascomycota, Sordariomycetes, Hypocreales, Nectriaceae. Gene Ontology annotation, molecular function: protein binding. The transcript has a single exon.
AUGACGAAUAACACAAUCUUCAUGUCCCCCCAGGAGUCGGAGCGUAUUCAACGCACAGUCCAAGACGUUGCGAGGCAAUGUGAAGAACAGUCGGGCCAAUCGAGGGAACCUACAGACCCCAAGUCCUUGGUCGAGCAGGCUAUCUCUACUUCACUCGUGCAAGAGAUGUCUUCUGGAGCUUUUGGGUUUGGUGCGCCGAGGGAAAGUCGAGAAACUAUGGCAGCUUAUGGUAUAGGCAAGCCAUAUCCCCCCAGUACAGCCAGACUUGCAGAUCUACAACCAAUGAGCAUCAAGAACCUGAGAAUAGAAACGCACCACCGGGGCUUCUUUCUUUCGUUGCGUCGUGUGUCACCUGUAGUUGUACUUCAGGCAUCCUCCUGGACUGUCGUUAAAGGCCAGUCAUCUGACGAGGUGGAGCGGCUGGAGGUCUUUCUUCAUACAUCGCAGUACGGUGACAAUGUCCUAGACAUAGCUUCUGAUCUGGUGAUCAAAGAGCCAUACUACACUCUCAAUGCUCAAGGAGAACGCACAAUUCGAAUAGAUCAUCCAUCAGAUCUCAUCAUUGGCGCGAUCUCCGAGAACCCAGAGUCGUGGCGGCACAAGGAAUAUUACUCUGGGAGACCGGAUCCUUUGUCUCCGGAAGAGUACAAGAAGAAAGGCAACUUUGCACUUCUCAAGAAGAAGAACUACGCCGAAGCAUACUUCUGGUACACAGAAGGUUUGAAGCUGGUGGAGAGUGACGAAGGAAGCAAGACACUACGCAAAGACCUGCACCGCAACCGAGCUCAUGUCAACCUUCAGCUUCAGAGAUUUGACGAAGCAAUUUCGGAUGCCUUAGACUCCAUGGCCAAUGGAGAGACUGAAGAGCUCAAGGCUCUUGAUGGCAAAGCAUAUCAUCGUGCUGGCCUGGCGGCACAUGCUCAAGGCGAGUUCCUCAAGGCUCGACGCUACUUCGAGCAGCAAGAGAUACUUCAACCGGAUGACCAGCAACCCAAGCUACAUCUACGAAAUGCCAAUGCAAGACUGCAAGAAGAGACUAACGGGACCUACAACAUGAGCAAAAUCGUGGGCAAUUUGUCCAAGACAGGGGGUAGACCUGGUACAGCCUCGUACUACGGUCCAACAGAGAUCAAAAACAGCCCCGGAGCUGGUCGCGGUCUUUUCGCAACCCGAGAUGUCGAACCAGGCGAUAUCAUCCUGUGCGAGAAAGCGUUCUGUGUGGCCUGGAGUCACGAGGCUGAAACAUUCACAGCCCUGGCGUGCGACCUUAGAGAAGACGCUGCAAUCAAGGUCUUCCCUGCUGGCUUGCAUAAAGCUGUUGUGAGAAAGCUUCUCAAUAAUCCAUCUCAGGUCGAGAAAGUACUUGGUCUCUAUGGAGACUACCAUGGACUUGGCACAGAAUUGAAGAAAGUCGAUGGUUCGCCCAUAAUCGAUACGUUCCAGAUACACGAUAUCAUACAGCGCAACGCCUUUGGGCUGGGUCAACAAACCGAGGAUGAGGAUGUAAGCAACGCUAGUACCGGUCUUUGGAUACGGGCAUCUUACAUCAACCAUUCUUGUAUUCUCAAUGCGAAGAAGGAUUACAUUGGUGAUCUCAUCAUCUUUCGCGCUAUGAGAAGAAUUGCGGCUGGUGAAGAGAUCACCCACAGUUAUGAUGGUUCCAGUGACUAUGACACAAGAAAGUCAACCAUCCAGAGAACCUGGAACUUUGAAUGUCGCUGUCAGCUUUGUCUUGUCGAGGGAGCAGAGAGCGAAGAUGUCAGGGAGCGAAGGCGGCAGGCUGAAGAGAAGGCAAACAACUUUGCAGAAUCAAAUGACCCGUAUGGCACUAGUAGAAUCAUGGUGAGAAGGGCUAAGAUGCUACGUCAGACACUCAACGAGACGUACGAUGAGAAGAAGUAUAAAGGACUACCGCGUCGGCCACUUUCGAUGAUAGACGAGUGGCUUCGGAUAGCUAGUACCAGUUAG